CGACAACGCUCCAACCCCAGACCACUAUAAUCAACUUACAAGCAAUGUUUUCAUUCCGAACAAUUAUCCCCCGGCUGCGGCCAAUCCAAUUGACCCCCCUGUCCCCAAGCUCCCCCCUCUCAGCAUCCCUCUGCCGCACCCUCCGCAGCUCCCUGCAGAAAUCUCUCCAGCAGCAGCCCCGGCGAUGGUACGCACUGCCCGUACCCAAGACGCCGUCCCGGGUUGAGCAGGAGCUUAAAAGGCAAGCUCGAGCAGCUUCUAAGAAUGGAAAGGAGUAUGCGCUUCCUGAGCGGCUGAUCAUCUAUCAUGCCGGCACCGGACGGACCACGUUUCUGGCCAUGGUCAAAGUCACGACUCUAUUCAUCGGAUGCUUUUUCUGUUUUGUCGUUGCGCCGGGUUAUAUCAAAGCCGAAAAGCCCGUGUGGGAAACAGCUGGUAUCGCCCUCUGCGGAAUCAUCCCCAUCCUGUUCGUCGCCUCCGUCACCUCCCCCUUCGUCACCCACAUACACAUCCACCUCCCGGCCUACGCCCGCGCCUCCCAGCCCAUCCUCGAGCGCUUCGUCCGCACGCUGCCGCCCAACACCCAGCUCACCCUCACCACCAUGAGCUUCAUCGCCAAGCCCCGCUACAGCUCCCUGCAGGCUGGCGACCUCGCCCCCACCCGCCGUCGUUUCGGCCUCGUCAACUUGGUCCGCGACACCGACGCCGAGAACGCUAAGCGCAGCUGGUACAUGUUCCGCGCCGUCGGCAAGUUCUACGUCCAGGAGAAGGGCCCCGUUAGGAGGGUCCGCUACGAGAAGAAGAAGAAGGACCAGGUCGAUGGCUGGAUCUGGGAUGCUAUCAAGGAGAGGCUCGACAAGAAGGCCGGCCCUGCCUAACCAACACUACAUCUUUCACAUAUACAACAACUAAUCAUCUCCACA
Molecule: messenger RNA, 923 nt
Organism: Ilyonectria robusta
Lineage: Eukaryota; Fungi; Ascomycota; Sordariomycetes; Hypocreales; Nectriaceae
Exons: 3
Coding region: 45-878 (277 amino acids)
Source: RefSeq, a predicted model, not a curated record